CCGAGAUAGUUUACCCCUAAACUAUGGAGCCGGUUGGGCACUUGGUGGGCUGGUCAAGUAAUUUUUCCCAAUAAAAAUAAACUAAACUUAUCACUUGGUUGGAGUUGAAAUUAAUUACUGUUUCAAAAUGAUGUUGGAGGUAGUUUGGGAGAGUGUCUUGUUAAUAGUAUUGACAGCUAUGGUAAUGAUGAAGAUGAUGAGGAUUGGUUGCAAAUUUUGAUGUUGAUACCUAAUGUAGUUACAUUUAGAGAUAUUGAAAUGGUUACCAUGAUAAUUAUCAAACCAAAUAAGUCUAAAUUAUAUUAAUGAUGGAAUACAAUAUCAUAACCAAAUCGUCCAAACUAAUACAACAACCAAAUUAACCAAAUUAAAGUUUAAUCGGUUUGGUUAAUUGAUUAACCAAUAUAACAUCACAUUAUAAUUAAGUGAAUUUUUUUUCGGUUAGUGCAUCAAUUCACCAUUCAUAUAAUGAAUAACAUAUAACAAUGAACUCAUAUUUAUAGCUAACCCUUUACAAAAAUAUGUGUAACAAAUACAAUUAUCUCUCUUAACAUAAAUACAUGUAACAAAUAAAAUUAUCUUACAUUUCACUCCUGCACCGGAGUUCCUAGUUGGGAUUUACUUUGUCUGCGGGCUCUAAGUCGUUUGUUGCUCUGCCUUGGGUGGCUUUCUCAGUUGACUGAGCUGUUACUUUGUUAUCUGGGCAAAGCUCUAGUGAUGCCAGGGGAAUACACUGGCUAAUUUAGCAUCCCUUCAAUAAAAAAAAUUAUGUGUAUAUAAUAUAUAUUAAAUAUAUGACUAAUUACUUAACUAGUUAAUUGGGUUUGAUUGGUUAGGAGUGUCUGAAACCAAACCAUCUAAACCAAACAAAUUAAAAAAAAUUAACCAAACCAAACCAUCUAAACCAAACAAAUUAAAAAAAUUAACCAAACCAAUGAUCCAAAUUAACUAUAUAUUGAUAUUUGAUUUAGUAAGAAUUGGAGUAGAGUUCUUAAAAGGGUUUCUUUCCAAAGUGGAACAUAAGAAUUAAUGAAUUGAAUUUGGAAAAAUUAAUAGAUUUGAAAAUAAAUUCAAGUUCUUAAAACAGUACUGCUAACAAACAUAUUAAUUUUCUAAAUUGUAUAACAAUAAUCAUUUGUAGUAUAAAGGAUAGAGAUUAAUUUAAAUUUCAAGGGUUGUCAAAUGAUGUUGAGCUCAAUACUAUCAUCACCAAAAUAUUUUUUUUUACACUAACCCAAAGCUCCUACACACGACAGAUUUUCUCUGGACAAAUUUAACAAAAAUAACGCGCCAGGAAGGGGUCGAACCUUCGACCUUCUGCUUAGGAAACAGACGCUCUAUCCACUGAGCUACAGGCGCUCUUAUUGCUACCAUCACUAGCCAAUAAAAUAUCAUACAUUUCACAUUUCCUGUUGUAAGAUGUUAUGUUUAACACUCUUCUUGAAACAAUAUCACACGUUACAAGUUACAACCCUUAUUAUAAGAAUAGAGCAAGUAGAACCAUCAAACCAAUUAUAAUAAAGGUUAGGUUUGUUUGUUUGGAGGAUCAGGGACGUAAAGAACGAUUUUUAGCGAUUGAAUAUGAAAUCAGAUGAACCACCUUGAUUUGAUUGGUCCAUUGGAUGACAAUUUUUAACACAAAAAAAUACUUAGAAUAAAAAUAUUAACGUGAACUAAGGCCAUCAACCUUCAUUACUAAUUUUAUUUCUGUUUCAUCUUCUUUCAUUUCUCAACCUCUUUGUUUGCUUUACGUGGUUUACUAUCUACUGCCAUCCUAAGUAUUAUUUUGAAAAUGAUCAACUUUUUGUGUGUUUUAAUUUGUGAGGCAGUUUGAAAUAUUUGUUAGAAACUUUAGUCACGAAUGACGGAUUUGAAAUUGUUUAUGCUUUAGUAACAGCUACUAUAUUGUACCUUCUCAUAGAGAUAUGAUAUUCGGGUUUUAUUUUUUAUGGUAGGAUUUUCUUCUCCAGCUAUUGUUAUAUUUUCUUUUUUUGGGUUUAUUGGCUUUUUCUGAUUUUUUAUUUUAUUUCUUGGCUUUCUGGGUUUCUUGACUUUCUCGGUUAUAUUUUGUAGAUCAUUGUUAUUUAAUGCCAUGGAUACCAGUUUGUAAAUGGUUUUUUUCUAAAUAAUAGUUCUAUGAGGUAUGGAUACUCUUCUGUGUUAUUUGGAUAUCAAUUCGUGAAUGUGGAAUACAUAUUGUUUUCAUGAUGUAUAUCAUUUACCAACCUUGAAUAAUAGUUGUUUUCAAUGUGGAUAUUAGUUCGUAAUUGAUUGGCUUUGGUUGUUAAUUCUUUGAGUCUGGAUACUAGUUCUAUGAUUCCUGAAUACUUGUCAGUGCUCUCUGGAUACUAGUUUGUGCUCUCAUGUAUACUUGAAUACUACUCCAUCAUAGUGUGGUUACAAGUUCAUGUAUACUGAUCGAUAUGAAAAUGCUACCAAGUGCACUGAUCGAUAUUAGUUAGCAACCCUUGAAUACUAGUUGGUUUGAUUGUGGAUAUUAGUUGGUAAUUGAUUGGUUGAAUACUAGUUCUGUGAGUCUCGAUACUAAUUUGUGCUCUAUUGAUACUAGUUCAUAAAUACAAAAUGCUACCAAAUGUUGAACAAAACAUGGAUACUACUUCAACACAAACGGAUAUUAGAUUGGGAAAUAUGAAUAUUAGUUCGUGAUGCUUUCUCUCUCCCGUGUGAGAAUAGUUGGUGAGUGGCAUUAAAUACAAGUUCGUGCAUUUAGGAUACUAGUUUUUGAAUUUUGGAUACUAGUUCUCUGUGCUAGCUUGGCUCUCAAUCGAAAAGCCAUUAAAAUCCACUUAAAUGAGUCAUUCCCUUAGCCAGUGAGCCCCAAUCCUUGGAUCUAAACUCCGCCCGCAUGGCCUCUAUCCUUACCGUGUGAGUAUAUACUCACAUGAAGGGUUGUGAGCAGCAUAGCUAGACUGCGCCUUCCAUAGUGAGUUGUCUUUCCUCUCCCUAUUAUAUUUAUGUUCUUCCCAUCUUUUCUUUUCUAAACAAGGAUAGUAAGGUUUUCAGUGGUUGCAAGAAUUAGUGUUCCAUACCAUCCUAAUUUCUUCGAGAUCGAAUCAAUCAAUAUUAGAGGGAGAGGAUAGAAGAGAAAUGAGAAGCUGAUGCAAACACUUUCAUACAUUUUAUGACAUACUUUAUAAGGUUUCUGGUUUGCGUUAUGAGUUUUGUAGUUUGGUUUGUUGUAUUUCCGACUUGCGUCAAGAUACUUGUGGUCAGCUUUAUAAGAUUUUUGGUCUUGUUCAGGAAACUUGUGAUUAGCUUUAUGAGGAAUCUGGUAUACUUUAUAAGUUUUGUGGUGUGGUGACUAGUGAGUUUUGUAGUAUUUGUGAUGUGCUUUCUACAUUUUCUAUUCAGCUUUAUAAGAUUUCUUGUUUACAUUAUGAGUUUGGUGGUGUGGCUUGCCUUGUUUCUGGUUUGGUAUGAGUUUUCUGGUUUGCUUCAUGAUAUGCAUGGUAAGAUUUAUGAGUUUUCUGUGGUCUACUUGAGGAAACUUCUUGUGAGUUUUGUGUUUUGCUUUGUUAGUUUUGUGGAGUGGUGAACUUCUAGUCUACUUUAUGUGUGUUGUAAUUUGUCAUAUUUAUGGUGUCAAUUUUAUGAUAUGCUUCAUGAUAGUUGUGAUCGUUGCCGACUUGGGAUAGAAUGCAGAAUAAUUGGUUGGUCAAUGUCACAUGCGGCGUGUUGCACUAAUUUUUUUUUUAAAUGACAAAUAAGUCCAUGCCUUUAAAGUUAUAAUAUAAUGGGCUAAUACCACUACAACACCCAAACUAUCCGGAAAAUGCCACUUGUGUCCUAUUGUUUCCGAUAUUCCAUUCAUGUCAUGAACUAUUAUAUUUAGUGUCAUUUGUAUCCUGCCAAUUUCGUUGACCGUUAAAGAUAACAGUUGACCAAACGGCGGUCAACUUAACAUUGACUUUUGCUUACGUGGCAAUGCCAAGUCAUUGACACCUCAAAUUUUUAAUUUAAAUUAAAUAAAACUUUAAAAAUAAAAAAUUGAAAAAUCCACCGACUUCUUCUCUCCUGCGAUGAGAUUCUCCAGCCAUGGAAAAAUCCGCCCUCCCCAAUCUCCGGCCAUGGAAAAAUCCACCGACUUCUUCUCUCCUGCGAUGAGAUUCUCCAGCCGAGACUUGUGAUUCCCCCUCUGAAUAUCCACCAUUCCCACAAAUCCAAUCCCUAGAAAUUGGGAUUCUCAACCCAUCAACUACCAUCUCCCAGCUGUUUCCAACUACUCGACCUUACCCCCACUAUUGUCUCCCGAUUAUGCGCCAACUGAUAUUGCAGGUAUGGAGAGAGCGAAACUGAUAGGCGAAGUAGAGAGCAUGAGCUCACAUCCUGGGUCGGUAGGAUGGAACUCGCCACCGUGAAGGAGAUUUCAGCGACGAUUUUUGGAGAAGCAAACGGCUCGGAGGCCCGAGAGUUUCUAGAGGGUCGAUUUUGCUGGAGGUUGCAGUUGCGAGUCGGAUUGGAGUGGUGGCGGAGUGGGUUGGCAGGUCCGAUUCGAGUGGCGGCGGAGUGGGAUGAGUAUGGUGGUGGCGGAUUGGGUUGCCGGGUCUGCUCGAGAAUCUAGAUCUACGAUGCUCAAUCUCUCGAUCCCUUCAAAGAAUCUUCCAAUGAAGUGAUUUCCAGCUGAAAAGCAGAGGCUACGGUGAUGCAAACUGCCAUGGAGCAGAGAGUUCUGGCGGCAAUUGACGGGCGGUGAGGUUUCUCUAAAAGAAUCGUCGGGCGUCGAGGUCGCUCUGAAGAGUUGUCGGGCGUAAAGGGAUAGAGAGGAAAGACAAAAUUUGAUUCUUAUCUUCUCAAUUUUUUCUCAUUUUUUAUUUUAUUUUAAUUAUUUUCUUCAAUAAAAUGGAAUUAAAAAUUCCAUGUCAUUUUCCACAUCAACGCUGACUAGACAAUCUGUUAAAUUUUAACGGUCAACGCUGGUCAACACUAACAGAGUAAUAGUUCAGGACACAGAUGGAAUAUUUGAUACAAUAGGACACAAGUGACAUUUUUCGGAUAGUUCGGGAGUUGUAGUGGUAUUAGCCCUAAUAUAAUUGUGGUCGACUCUUUCAAUAUAAAAAAUCAGAAUAGAAAAUUUUCUAUUAGUCGAGGUUAGUGUAACACCAUGUUAACUAAUUUGGUGUUCACAUUCUACGUCAGCCAUCACAACCUACCAUCAUCUACGAGUUAAUGGUUACUUCCAAAUAGGGGUGAGCAAUGAUCCGAUUCAUACAAGACCGCAUCGAACCAAAUUGAUGUUUGGACCGGAUACCGAACCGUCAAUAAUGCAGUUCGAUCCUUGGUCCAAUAAAUAUUACAAUUACUG
Messenger RNA from Linum trigynum, 5323 nucleotides. Lineage: Eukaryota; Viridiplantae; Streptophyta; Magnoliopsida; Malpighiales; Linaceae. The record is from the annotation of a GenBank genome assembly.